Molecule: messenger RNA, 2361 nt
Organism: Triplophysa rosa
Lineage: Eukaryota; Metazoa; Chordata; Actinopteri; Cypriniformes; Nemacheilidae
Gene: gmppb
Product: GDP-mannose pyrophosphorylase B
Exons: 10
Coding region: 239-1321 (360 amino acids)
Biological process (GO): cell wall mannoprotein biosynthetic process; GDP-mannose biosynthetic process
Cellular component (GO): cytoplasm
Molecular function (GO): GTP binding; mannose-1-phosphate guanylyltransferase (GTP) activity
Source: RefSeq, a predicted model, not a curated record
UAUACGGAACUGAAGUGAAUUAAUUCAUUACAGAGCAAUAUAGAUCGUACACAUCUGUCAUAAACUUACACUCGAUUAAUUGCUGAAUUGUGUUUAUAUGUUGGAGUCAGGAUUAAACGCCUUCUUUUUAUCAUCUGGAAAUAAUAUCACAUCAGUGGAGCAAGUUUGACGUUUAUCGGUGCUCUUUCUACAUGAAUUGAUGAUCUAUUCUGACUACUUCCAGUUCUUGUGAGCCAUUAUGAAAGCUCUGAUUCUUGUUGGUGGCUAUGGCACAAGAUUACGGCCGCUCACCCUCACCGUGCCCAAACCGCUGGUGGAGUUCUGCAACAAACCCAUCCUGCUUCAUCAGGUGGAAGCUCUUGUCAAGGCUGGAGUCAAGCAUGUCAUCUUGGCUGUCAGUUACAUGUCGGAGCUGUUGGAGAGAGAGAUGAGAACUCAGGAGCAAAGACUUGGAAUAAAAAUCUCUCUUUCACAUGAAAAGGAACCUCUAGGCACUGCUGGUCCUCUGGCAUUAGCCCGAGAGCUUUUGACAGACAGCGAGGAACCUUUUUUUGUCCUCAAUAGUGACGUCAUCUGUGAUUUCCCCUUUGAAGACAUGUUGAAGUUUCACCAGCAGCAUGGCAGGGAGGGUACAAUUGUUGUUACUAAAGUGGAAGAGCCAUCUAAGUAUGGUGUGGUUGUUUAUGAAGGGGACACUGGACGGAUACACCGCUUUGUAGAGAAACCGCAAGUGUUCGUUUCCAACAAAAUUAAUGCUGGGAUGUACAUCUUCAGCCCUGCCAUGCUGAGUAGAAUCCAGUUGAGACCAACUUCCAUUGAGAAGGAAAUCUUUCCUGUCAUGGCAGAGGAAGGACACCUUUAUGCCAUGGAGCUGCAAGGGUUCUGGAUGGACAUUGGCCAGCCCAAAGACUUCCUGACAGGCAUGUGCAUGUACUUGCAGUCCGUUCGGCAGCAAGCCCCUGAGAAGCUUCACACCGGACCGGGGUUCCUCGGAAACGUUCUUGUGGACCCAACAGCAGUGCUCGGUAAGAACUGUACCAUCGGGCCGAAUGUGACAAUUGGAGCAGGAGUGGUUUUGGAGGAUGGUGUGAGGAUAAAGCGCUGUACCGUACUAAAGGGGGCGCACAUACGCUCCCACUCUUGGCUGGAGUCAUGCAUCGUGGGAUGGAGUUCAUCAGUGGGACAGUGGGUGCGGAUGGAGAAUGUGACGGUUUUAGGGGAAGAUGUAAUAGUGAAUGACGAACUCUACAUCAACGGUGCCAAUGUUCUGCCACACAAGUCCAUCACAGACUCUGUUCCUGAACCACGCAUCAUCAUGUGAAACAGCCUUACACAGCCCUCACAAAGUGCCCGAGUGUGUGUUUGUCAAUACAACGCUGAUACAAAUGACAAAGAGAGUAUUGGCUGUGAUAGGAUAUCUGGAGCUUUUGAAGUAUGCACCUAUAGAUUGUGGUGUUUAAUGACGAUGAUGCAGGUAGAUAAUAUCUAGAGUAAAUGCUCCCUAGGUAAAGUGUUGCAUUACACGAUUCUGACCUGUUGAGUGCCAUUUUUAAGUCCUCUAUUACUGACAAUAAGAAAACAUGGCACACAAAGACAAGACAAUUAAUGUCUUGUUAAUAACAUUAAAAAUGUUAUUUUUCAAGUUUUUGUACAUUUUGUUGCUUAUGAGGCACUGCUACGCUUUCAGUGUUUGUUCGCUUUGGAAAUGGACCCAUGUACACCAAGCUUUUGUUGGUUUUGUGCCCGUUGAAGGGAUUUAACAUACUAUUAUGUACUGUAUCAGACACAUUAUGCAACACCAGACUAAAAGACUGGAAUCAGUACAAACUGCAUCUCAUGAGAGUUACUGAACAUAAACAUAUGACCUUGUCUAAAGAUUAUGCACAAACAAGGUCAUUUGCAGAAAUGUCACUGAUAUGUCCUUUGCAUUAUGAACCAACAGGAAAAACAGACAUGCAACAAUGCAAUGCUGUAUACACAAAUUGAGGUUUUCUGUCAAAGUAAUAUAAACCUUUCAAACAUCUUGUUGCCUUUUUCUUAUGAGUUGUUCCUAUACAUAAAAGCAGUUUAAGCUUUUUGGGUCAAAAGCAGUUUUGACUAUUUAAAAGUUUUUAAAAUGGCUGGGUCUGAUUCAGGGUAAAUCAUAUCUAAUUCACACAUGUUCAUUACACGAUGAUUGUAAUUAUGAUGAUGCUAAUGUGGGCAACAUCAGAUUCAGUUGGAAUGUUUCAUAUCUUAAAUAUUGGAAUAAACAAUAAUAUCCUGUGCUGUGCAAAUACCACCAGGCUGUACGAUUCAUGUAUCACAGUAUUUACUGUACACUGUCUUCCUUGAAAGUACUUUAAAUAAAUGACUCCUCUA